Messenger RNA from Diatraea saccharalis (sugarcane borer), 1389 nucleotides. The record is from the annotation of a GenBank genome assembly. NCBI's taxonomy places the organism in Eukaryota, Metazoa, Arthropoda, Insecta, Lepidoptera, Crambidae.
AUGGCAAAAGGAAGAAGUUUUAGUAUUGCUGCGGCGCCUGGAGCACCAAGUCCACUUAAAAUGGAAGAUGAUAGAAGAAAGUCCAUUAGUGCUCUUGGUGGAAAAAUAGAAGAGUUUACGAGUAAAAGCCCUGCUCUUGGCUUAAUUCAAGAAGCUAAAAUAGAGAGUAAAGAAAGUGUACGUGGAUCCCAAGAAAGUAUCAAAACAACUGAUAAUAAAGAUGUACCUGAACGACCAGAAUCCCGCUUAUCGGGUUCUAAAAUGACGGAUUCCAUUAUAGGAUCAUUAACAGCUCCAAAAAAGAAAAUGGACGAUGACGAUGAUGUUGUUUCACAAAAUGUGAUAAUGUCGACUAAAAACGGGAACCAACUUGUCCAAAAUCAAAAUAAAGUUGAUUUGUCUGAUCGAUCACCAUCUUUAACACGAAGCGAAGAUUCUCCAGAACCGAAAACAUCACAAAGUCCGGCAUUGUCACAGAAAUCUCACACCCCGGAGCCGCAGCGUCCCAAAACACCAAAGAUUGAAGGCAAAGAAAUAAGACCAGAAUCUGCUGUAAAAGAAAUAAAAUCUAACAAACCCACGCCCAAAUCACCAGCAGCAGAAGCUAAACCCCCGUUACCAGUACAAAAGAAACCUAAUGAACUUAUUACAUCAAUCACGCCAUCUGAUUCUAAGAAAUCAACUCCUCGUAAGACAGCUUCAGCACCGAAAGCUCGAGCUAAAGAUGGGGAUAAUGAUAGUGGCGUUGAUGAAUCUACGCAAGGAAAUGAUGUAAACGGUUCUCCUGGUUCCCCGAAUAAGAAAAUUCCGAGCAAGUUGCCAAUGAAGGAGAAGUCGAGCAGUAGUCUCAAACAGAGUCUUUCGCGAUCAUCAAGCAAAAGUGCCACAGUGAAAACUCCUGAAAAUCCGACCCCUAUUGACAAAAAGAAACUGCCGAUGAAUAAGGUCCAAGUCGGUAAUGCGCCAUCUCCAAACAUCAAAGCUGUGAAGUCAAAGAUCGGUUCUUUGGACAAUGCCACCUACAAACCAGGUGGCGGCAAAGUGCGAAUCGAAAACAGAAAGAUCGAUUUCAAUAACGUCACACCUAAGAUUGCUGCGAAAAAUGAAAACUACAUGCCUAGUGGUGGCUCUAAGAAGAUAACUACUACAAAACUAGAAUGGAAUGCGAAAUCAAAGAUUGGAUCCUUGCAAAACGCUGCAUACAAGCCUGGCGGUGGAGACAAGAAGAUUGAAACAGUCAAACUAGACUUUAAAGAAAAAGCGAAGCCAAAAGUAGCAUCUACAGCUAACAUUACUCACAAGCCAGGUGGAGGAACCGUAAAGAGUCCACUUCCUCCAGUGACGCAGACACCUAAAUCUGAUGAAAAUUUGAAUCAACAGCCGUGUUAA